AUGGCUGGCCCGUUCAAUCCUUUUGGCGGUGCCGUGAGCAACGGCCAGAGGGGAGGACGAGGCGCGCAGGGCUCCGCUGGUAGAGGAAGAGGAGGAAGUUCUGGGCUUGCCGCGGCUCAAUUUCAAGGGAAUAAUGCGCGGGGUGAUGGAAAGGAUCGCGGGCGUGGACGAGGUAGAGGUCAGAGCCAGUAUCGGGGUCGGGGUCGUGGUCGCGGCGCUGGCGCUGCGAGCCACACUGUAAAUGGCACACAACAAGCGACAGCAGGUGACCCCGGUGCUACCACUUCUCCAUUUGCGCGAUCGAAUCAGCAAAACUCUUCCGUCGCAUCUCCGUUUGGCUUGCAGCCCGUCCAGCAAUCUCCGUUCUCCGCUCUUCAAAAGGCGUCCCCGGCUUCGAAUCUCUCCAACAACCCAUUCGCCAAACCUGCGCAGAAUAUGAACCAUCAAGGUUCAGUGGCUUUCAGUCGCAUUGGAUCUGGUGGGCCGGUAGAAAACGCGUCGUCAGGCAACUAUCAGGACCGUUAUGACAAGUUGAAACUCGACCGUGCCAAAGAGCGCCAGCGAGCAAUCAAAGAUGGACAGAUGGCAGACCCCAACCAGCCGACGUCGUUGAAACAGGCAAUCACACCCGUGGGAACCUGCACCAGCAUGUGCCCCGAAUUCGAGCGUGUUGAGCGAAUCGUGCAAAAGAUGAUGGACAAGUGCGAAAAGUACCUUGACCCGGCGACCAACCAGCUGGAAAUCAUGGAAUCCAAGAUGUUGAAGCGGUUUCGACGCUCAGCUGCUGGUUAUGAUGAGCAAUUGCCCUCGGAUAUUCGGACACCAAAGACCCUGUUGCAGAGUAUGAACUACCUCAUUCGUUAUGUUGUUGGUGGCAGUGAGCCAUUGGCCAUCAUCCACAAGUUCGUCUGGGAUCGGACACGUUCAAUUCGCAAUGAUUUCUCCGUUCAGCAACUCACGCAAGAGGAGGAUGUCAAGAUGGCAGUAAUGUGCCUAGAGAGAAUUGCGCGCUUCCAUAUCGUGUCUCUCCAUCUUCUUUCGAAUCCCACAAACGAAGAGCAAUUCGACCGUCAUCAGGAACGAGAACAGCUCAACAACACUAUGCUCUCGCUCAUGUACUACUACGACGACAACCGUGGACGCAUUGUUUUUCCAAGAGAGGAUGAGUUCCGUGCCUAUUACAUCUUGUUUUCGAUUCACGACCAGCGACCCGAUCUGGAAGCUCGUGUCCAGAAGUGGCCAGCCGAUCUACUCGCCUCUCCUCGAGUUCAAGUGGCCCUCGAUCUCUUUGCUGCUGCUGGCAACACCUGGGAAUACCAAGGUGCUCUCGACGCUCGUCGGCCAAAUGCCAUUGCCCAGGGUUUCUACACCCGUUUCUUCAACAUUAUCAAUUCCCCAAGCGUGCCCUAUCUAAUGGCCUGUGUGGCAGAGGUUUACUUCAACCACAUUCGUCAGACAGCAAUUCGUGCAAUUUGGAAGGCCUACUGCCGGUCUCCUGUUUCACAGCAGGCGAAGAACGAGGAAUGGACUGUAGAGGAGUUGACAAGGGUGCUACACUUUGAUGAUUACGAACAAACUAUCCGGUUCUGCGAAGAACAGGAUUUGCAGCUUGCUCAGCACGCUGAUGGUGCACUUUAUCUUAACUGGGGAUCUCGACCAGUUGACUCCAUCGGUUUCUCGCCAUCAUCCGAUCAUUCGUACUCUGAGACUUACGUCGAGUCAAAGCGUGCAGGCCGCUCUCUGGUUGCCGUCAUUCUUGGAAUGACCAUCCCAGAAGCGGCGAGAAUGGGCAUGCUCGAUCGAUCCCUCCUGGCUAAGCAGAAGGACAGAGCAUCUGACCUCUCAGAUGACAGCAAAAGUCUUUUCGUGAGUGAUGAUGAGAACCAGACACCAGCCCCAGUGAUCGAGCCCAACGGGUUCGUUGACAACACGUCGGCUUCUGAUCUACGCACUGCCUCUGAAGGCGCCCAGUUCCCUCCUGUCGCCCCGUCUCCCUUCCAAUCCCCCUUCCCACCUCCUGCUACUCAGUCGUCGAACCCUUUUGCGCAGGCUUCUACGUCUGCUGCGCCAUCUCCGUUCUCCUUCUCGCAGUCGGCGGAACCAGCUCAGAAUGUGGAGGCUCCUGCUGUGACUACUUCUGUGUCUCCUUUCUCGUUCUCGAAGCCUGUGGAGACUCCUGUUGCGAAUACUGUGUCACCCUCUCCCCUGGGUGGUUCCUCGAACCCAUUCUCUUUCGCCAAACCAGCCGAGACUGGCCAGAAGACGGAAGCACCUGCUGCCCUAUCUCCUUUUGCUACCUCAUCGUCCCCGUUCUCCUUUGCGAAGCCAGCUGAGAAGACAGAUGUACCUGCUGCAACCCCUGCUGCCCCAUCUCCUUUUGCCCCGUCAUCAUCUAUUUUCUCGUUCCCCAAGCCGGCGAAGGUAGAUCAAAAGGCCGAUGCCGGUACCGCAGCUACUCCUACAACAUCUUCGCCCUUCAAGGCUAGCAGCUCUUCAGAGACUACUGCGCCGAAGAAUCCAUUCGCAUCUUUGAGUUCCGGCGCAUCUCUACCAUCCUCCCAACCAAACCCAUUCGCAGCCUCUCUAUCCGCGGUCAAGCCUCCAGAUACAACCCAGACAACGGAGACACCCGCGGUGACAGCUGCUGCGCCGUCUUCGAUAUUCAAACCCAGCACUUUCCCACCGGCGUCGUCGACUCCGGACUUCUCCUUCCUGAAGCCUUCUUCCUCUCUACCUCCCUCCACCGCAGCUCCUACCGCCGCAGCUCCGUUCACAUUUACAAAGGCACUGGAAGCAAGUCAAGCGGAGACACCUGUGGCAACAUCGACUUCGGUACCAGCUUCGAUAUUCGCGACCAGCAAUACACCUGAGCAGUCAUCAACCGCAUUCAAUAACCCUUUCGCAUCUCUGACUCCAAAGACAUCAAUUUCAUCUUCGGGUCCAGGGACAGUUGCUCCCUCAGCUGCUCCCUCUGCCUUUUCACAGCCCUCGGAACCCAGCGAGAAGGCGAAGGAGCCAGUUACGGCGUCAACCACUGCGAAGCCCCAAUUUAGCUUUUCAGCCGGUAGCACGAAUGCCGUUCCUGGAGUAUCGAAUGAGGUGGAUUCUUCAUUCGCAACUCCAGCACCCCAGCCAAAUGGGAAAGUCGAUUCUUCUGCAACUGUAUCAUCUACGCCACCUACAUCUCCUCCGCCUGUCCCUGGAAGUCUCCCCUCAACUUCACCCAAGACGAGAGAUACCCAGCCUGCGAAAAUGCGUUCCCUCGCAUGGGAACAAUGCCCCACACCUGAGCAAGUCUUGUCUUCUCUGUUCAACUACACAGGCACUCUCGCUUCUUCCCCACACGCCAAAAGUUCAUCUCCUAGCCAGUCACUUUCCUCACAAUCUGGGCAGGCAUCCAAGCUCUUCGAUGCCAAGUCCUCUAUGUACAACCCUUUGACUAAUCCAACCGAGUCAUCGAAGCCUUUGUUCCAAGGCUCAAUUGCAUCAGGGUCUUCGGUGCAGCAAGCUUCGUUAAAACGGCCGCAUGAUGAUGACACGACCAAGCAGCGCAGGCGCUCUUCUCUGAAACGCCAGUCCACCAGUGCAUCUUCAGGUAACCCUCUAAAACGCUCCGUGCAUUUCGAGGCACCUCCCACCCAACAGCCACAGGAAAUGCAAAUGAGUCUCUCGGAGCUCUCUCAAUUGGAUGCCCGAGAGCCAAAGGCAAACGUAUCUCAAAAGCGUUCGCGGAGUAAGACGACAAGCGCACACAAGAAAAGAUCACUGGAUGAAUCUACCGAAACCAAGUCGAACAAUGGCCCGAGUCCCAAACUGGCCAAGGUUUCGGAUCUUCCCACGUCAGAAGAGCCACUUUACCCCAGAUUCUCCCUGUCUAAGGUCCUGAGCGAGCCAAUGCCGAAGCUUCCGAUCCUGGAACGCCUUGAAAGAAAACUCGCAGAAACAAAGGCUCUAGUUGAGCCCAAACCCCUCACCGAUCAAGAGAAGAAAUGGCUCGAGGAACAAAAGCGAAUUCGGGAGCGCCAAGUCCAAGAAGACGAAAUCCUGCUAUCCCGUGCGCGGAUCUUAGCCCACGAGCUGAAGAACGGACCCGGAAUCUUCGAUAUUCCAAAGGACAUCCCGUACUCCCCACCAGUGGAUCCCCCAAUCAACCACCGUCGUGCUGCAUUACUUGAAAAGUCUAGCCCUCAUGGAUACACACUCAAUUAUGGACCAGAUACGCCUGGCCUUGCAUCAUUUGCCCCUAGUCGCUCCGCGCACUCCACGCACCCCCGCGUUGAAGCCAGAUUCCGACGCACCGCUUCUCAAGGAUCGAGUUCUAUCUCUCUGGGGAUUGAGCGCUACAGACGUGAGAGAGACCAGAGGGCUGAAGCUGAGAGAAAGAGAAAAGAAGAGGAGAAGCAGAAAGCAAAGAAGGGGGAAAAGCUGAAGAAAGAGAAGGAGAACCAACGUUUGGUUUCAGUUGAGGAUGAUGACGAUGUGGUGUGUUUGGACUGA
This is a messenger RNA of Penicillium canescens, 4497 nucleotides long. RefSeq lists its product as uncharacterized. The record is from RefSeq and is a predicted model, not a curated record. The transcript has 6 exons. Gene Ontology annotation, cellular component: nucleus; cytoplasm; transcription export complex 2. Gene Ontology annotation, biological process: mRNA export from nucleus. Lineage: Eukaryota; Fungi; Ascomycota; Eurotiomycetes; Eurotiales; Aspergillaceae. The coding region runs from base 1 to 4497 and encodes 1498 amino acids.